Molecule: messenger RNA, 2219 nt
Organism: Meriones unguiculatus (Mongolian gerbil)
Lineage: Eukaryota; Metazoa; Chordata; Mammalia; Rodentia; Muridae
Gene: Kars1
Product: lysyl-tRNA synthetase 1
Exons: 15
Coding region: 172-2061 (629 amino acids)
Biological process (GO): basophil activation involved in immune response; lysyl-tRNA aminoacylation; positive regulation of macrophage activation
Cellular component (GO): mitochondrion; cytoplasm; cytosol
Molecular function (GO): tRNA binding; ATP binding; lysine-tRNA ligase activity
Source: RefSeq, a predicted model, not a curated record
GGCGGGGCUUCGGGCUCUGACCUGGAAGUACUAGCUCUACACUAGCCACUUUUUUUUUGGGUCGUGCCAGUGGGGAAGAUGGCCACGCUGCAGGAGAGUGGAGUCAAAGUGGAUGGCGAGCCGAAACUAAGCAAGAAGUGGUGGUAAUCAUUAGUUCCGGGGUGUUCUGCCAUGUUGAUGCAAGCUGCUGUCAGGCUUGUUAGGGGGUCCCUGCGCCAAACCUCAUGGGCAGAAUGGGGUCAGAGGGAACUUCGACUGGGCCAACUUGCUCCUUUCACAACGCUCCACAAGGACAAGCCACUUUCUGAUAGAAGAAGUGAGCUAAAGAGGCGUCUGAAAGCUGAGAAGAAAGUGGCAGAGAAAGAGGCCAAGCAGAAGGAGCUCAGUGAGAAACAGCAAAGCCAGGCUGCUGCCACCCCCGCUGCCACCCCCGCUGCCACCAAUCACACUGCUGACAAUGGUGUGGGCACUGAGGAGGAGACACUGGACCCAAACCAAUACUACAAGAUCCGUAGUCAAGCGGUCCACCAGCUGAAGGUCAGUGGGGAGGACCCGUACCCACACAAGUUCCACGUGGACAUCUCACUCACUCAGUUCAUCCAGGAAUACAGUCACCUGCAGCCUGGGGACCACCUGACUGACAUCACCUUAAAAGUGGCAGGUCGUAUCCAUGCCAAGAGAGCCUCUGGGGGAAAGCUCAUCUUCUAUGACCUUCGAGGAGAAGGGGUCAAGUUACAAGUCAUGGCCAACUCCAGGAACUAUAAAUCUGAGGAAGAAUUUGUACGUAUCAAUAACAAACUGCGGCGGGGAGACAUAAUUGGAGUUCAGGGGAAUCCCGGGAAAACCAAGAAGGGUGAGCUGAGUAUCAUCCCCUAUGAAAUCACACUCCUGUCCCCCUGCCUGCACAUGCUGCCUCAUCUUCACUUCGGCCUCAAAGACAAGGAAACAAGGUAUCGACAGAGAUACUUGGACUUGAUACUGAAUGAUUUUGUGAGGCAGAAAUUUAUCAUCCGCUCGAAGAUCAUCACAUAUAUAAGAAGUUUCUUGGAUGAGCUGGGAUUCCUAGAGAUCGAAACUCCCAUGAUGAACGUCAUUCCAGGGGGAGCUGUCGCCAAGCCUUUCAUCACCUACCACAAUGAGCUGGACAUGAACCUAUAUAUGAGAAUUGCUCCAGAGCUCUACCAUAAGAUGCUGGUGGUUGGUGGCAUUGACCGGGUUUAUGAAAUUGGGCGGCAGUUCCGGAAUGAGGGAAUUGAUUUGACUCACAAUCCUGAGUUCACCACGUGUGAGUUCUACAUGGCCUACGCAGACUAUCACGACCUCAUGGAGAUCACAGAGAAGAUGCUGUCAGGGAUGGUGAAAAGCAUUACAGGCAGUUACAAGGUCACCUAUCACCCAGACGGGCCGGAAGGCCAAGCCUAUGAGAUUGACUUCACCCCACCUUUCCGAAGAAUCAGCAUGGUAGAAGAGCUUGAGAAAGCCCUAGGCGUGAAGCUUCCAGAAACCAGUCUCUUUGAAACUGAAGAAACUCGGAAAAUUCUUGAUGAUAUUUGUGUUGCAAAAGCUGUUGAAUGCCCUCCACCUCGGACCACAGCCAGGCUCCUUGAUAAGCUUGUUGGCGAGUUCCUUGAAGUGACAUGCAUCAGUCCUACAUUCAUCUGUGAUCACCCACAGAUUAUGAGCCCUUUGGCCAAAUGGCAUCGCUCCAAAGAGGGUCUAACUGAGCGCUUUGAGCUGUUUGUCAUGAAGAAGGAAAUAUGCAAUGCCUAUACCGAGCUGAAUGAUCCCAUGCGGCAGCGACAGCUGUUUGAAGAACAGGCCAAGGCAAAGGCUGCUGGCGAUGAUGAAGCUAUGUUCAUAGAUGAGAACUUCUGUACUGCCCUGGAGUAUGGGCUGCCCCCGACAGCGGGCUGGGGCAUGGGGAUCGACCGGCUCACCAUGUUUCUCACAGAUUCCAACAAUAUUAAGGAAGUACUUCUGUUUCCUGCCAUGAAGCCUGAAGACAAGAAGGAAACUUCAACUGAAACACCAGAAAGCACAGCAGCUGGCCCAUCUGCCUAGAAGAUACAUAAAACUCUGGCUCUCCGAAUUUCAGCAGAUCUGGUCUGAGGGCUUCAGUGUAGUGCCGUCCAUCUGGCCACUGCCAGCCAGCCACCACAAGAGAGAAUUAAAGAACAUCUUUUUAUUCCUUGUUACCAAAUAAACCAUUUCUCUCUUUA